Messenger RNA from Cynoglossus semilaevis (tongue sole), 4498 nucleotides. RefSeq names its product tudor domain containing 9 (gene tdrd9). The record is from RefSeq and is a predicted model, not a curated record. The coding region runs from base 156 to 4166 and encodes 1336 amino acids. Gene Ontology annotation, cellular component: intracellular anatomical structure. The transcript has 35 exons. Gene Ontology annotation, molecular function: RNA binding; helicase activity; ATP binding. NCBI's taxonomy places the organism in Eukaryota, Metazoa, Chordata, Actinopteri, Pleuronectiformes, Cynoglossidae.
ACCCGGGGGAAAGUGGAACACCAUGGUUUCAUUAUGUAGUUUUACAAUAAUUAUUCAAGUAUUUUUAAUUUACCGCCAGGGGGAGUCGUGAGUAAAUUCGCACCUGUCGGACCGAAAGCCGUCGACAGACUUUUCAGUCUAACCUUUUAUAAAAGAUGUUAAACACUAACGCGAUGAAGACAAACAAAUUUCAAAUUUCUGACUGGUUCACAUCGGGAGCAACGUUUGCUAAAGUUAAACUGAUGGAAGAGGCGACCGAGAAAGACGUAGACGAGGCAGCGUCUGAAGUGAGCGGUCUAUCUGUGGUUCAGGAAAACGAUGUGAAAUCUGACGAAAACAAAAUCCACAAAUGUGAACCUGCAGCAGGUGCAGCGCCUCCUACACUUGGUAGUUAUGAGUAUCCCAGUCUGCCGAUAACCAAAUACAGACAGCAGCUGAUUUCCUUCAUAGAACACAACUCUGUGGUGAUCGUCCGAGGAUGCACAGGCAGUGGAAAGACCACUCAGCUGCCUCAGUUCAUACUGGACCACUACAGUGAGAAAAAUGCCCCGUGCAACAUCGUGGUCACUCAGCCGCGCAAAAUCGGGGCCACCAGCAUUGCGAGAUGGGUCGCGUCACAGCGCAAGUGCACCCUGGGUAGUCUGGUGGGCUAUCAGGUCGGAUUGGAAAAAAUGGCGACUGAACACACUCGCCUCAUCUACAUGACGACCGGAGUACUUCUGCAAAAAGUGGUUUCUGUGAAAUGCCUCACGGAGUUCUCCCACAUCUUCAUAGAUGAGGUCCACGAGCGCACCGAGGAGUUGGACUUUCUCAUAUUGGUUUUAAGAAAACUCCUUCAUUCUAACUCUCGUUUCGUCAAGAUCAUUCUGAUGUCUGCAACCAUUAACUGCAAACAGUUUGCAGAGUACUUUGCCACCCCAGUGCGAGGCACUAUGAACCCAGCUUAUGUGUUCGAGGUGGAGGGUGCGCCGUACGCUGUUGAGCAGUUUUAUCUGGACGACCUGCAGCACCUGCUGCCGUCCAAGACCGUGACCUUUACCUUGGACGACCCUUGUAUCUCAUGGGAGCUGUAUAAUCUGGCCCUCAGUCUGAUCCAGAGCUUUGAUGAGUUAGAGGGAAGAGAUUCCAGCAGAGAAGCUCAUAAGCACAGUGGCGUGACUUCUCCAGAGAGGGGCAGUGUUCUGGUUUUCCUCCCUGGUCUGUAUGAGAUAAACUACAUGAAGGAGGCCUUGGCCAAACUGGUCCACAAGAGACUACAGGUGUACUCGCUCCACUCUACUGUGCUCCAGGAGGAGCAGAACGGUGUGUUCCUGCUCCCCGUCCCUGGAUACAGAAAGGUCAUUCUUUCCACCAACAUCGCAGAGAGUUCAGUGACGGUUCCUGAUGUCAAAUAUGUCAUUGACUUUUGCAUGGCCCGACAUAUGGUCUGUGACCCGGACACUAAUUAUCAGUCUCUGCGUCUCACCUGGGCGUCCAAAACCAACUGCAAUCAGCGCAGAGGCAGGGCAGGGCGAGUCUCUAAGGGCUACUGUUACCGUCUGGUCACUCAAGACUUCUGGAAGAAUGACAUCCCAGACUAUAUGAUCCCAGAGAUGCUGCUGGCUCCCCUGGCUGCUAUUGUGCUCAAAGUGAAGUUGCUGGACAUGGGAGACCCCCGAUCCCUCCUCUCCAGUGCUCUCUCACCCCCUAACAUUUAUGACAUCGUGAGAACUGUGCUCCAACUCAAAAUGAUAGGAGCGCUGUCUGCAAAAUGUGGAGGGACAGCUGGGAAUGAAGAUGGCGACCUGACAUUCUUGGGUCGAGUGCUGGCCCGCUUACCUGUGGACCUGCACCUGGGGAAGAUGAUUGUCCUCGGCCAUGUCUUUGGCUGUCUGGAUGAGUGUCUCAUCAUAGCUGCCUCCAACUCUCUGAAGAGUUUCUUUGCCAUACCGUCCAUGCAGCAGCUGGCUGGUCACAGGAGCAAGUGGUCCUUUGCUCGUGGUUCCCAGAGUGAUUCUCUAGCCUUCAUCAAUGCCUUCAGGGCGUGGCAAUCUUUGAAGACCAAAGGAAAGCUGAGACAUCCAAAGGAUGAGCUGGACUGGGGGAAAGAGAAUUUCAUUCAGAUCAGGAGGAUUAAGGAGGUUGCUGAGCUGUAUGAAGACCUGAAGAAGCGCGUGGCCCAGUUCAACAUGCUGGUCCCAGAAGACAGUCAGCCGUCAGACUACACCAGCACACACAGGCAGAAGUUCAUCCUUCAGGUGGUGAUCGCCGGUGCCUAUUACCCCAACUACUUCAUCCAGGGAGAAAUAGAUGAAGAACUGGCCUGUAAGGAACUGAUCUGCCUUGACCCCAGAACUACAGUGAUGUUGAGGAGCCUCCCUCCCUACAGUUUCCUGUACUACAAGCAGCUGCAGUCCCUGUUCCGCUUGUGUGGACAAGUCAAAAACAUUUACUUUGACAGUUCCAGAGCUUAUGUGGAGUUCUACAGGACGUCUCAGGACUCGGGGGUUCUGCCUGAAGUUUCCCUGGCUCUCCUCCUGGCCCAACAAAAGUCUCGACUGGAGCUCUCUGUUUACCCCACAGAACUGAUAGAAAAGUGUGCAGGAAACAGAAGUUCUACUCCGGUGAAAUACGCAGGAGUAACAGCAGACUUUGAGAACCAGUCUAUUGACCUGGUACGAGCCAGGAACAGCAGCACUGAUCCAGAAAAGCUGCCCCCCAACCGGCUGUUCGUGGUCAACAUCACUGAGGUGAUUGAGGUGGGACGUUUCUGGGGCUUCCUGUCAGAUGAAGCCAGUUUGGAGAAGCAGCGAGUCCUGACGGCUGAGAUCAACAGACACACCCUGACUCCACUGUCUGUGUCUCUGUAUCCAAACCUGAUGUGUUUGGCUCCUUACUCUGAGAACAGUGAUCAAAGCCUGUACUACCGUGCCAAGAUACUGCACACACGUGGCAGUUCAGUGGAGGUGUUCUUCCUGGACUUUGGUAACAGAGAGGUUGUUUCCUGCAGCGGCCUCAGAGAGCUGCCGUCUGACUUCCUGUCUCAGCCGUUCAUGGCUCAUGAGUUCCAGGUUUGUGGAAUGCGUCCCUCGACUCAGUCCAUCAUCCUGGGUAAACAGUGGAGCAGCAAAGCCCGUGACUUCUUCCACACUUUGGUGAAAGGAAACACGCUUUUGGUGUCGCUCUAUUCGUUUCUCCACAACGUGAUGCGCGUUCAUCUGUUCAUCAACGCCAAAGCAACCAACACCAGCGUGGUGGACCUCCUGGUGAAGGAAGGACAUGCCAUAAAGGUUGAAGAGUGUUUUGCGUCAAAGCAACACCACGAGGACCUGAUGUCUCUGUACAAGAAGGUAGAAGCAGGGACCUACGUCCCCAGUGUCAUCAAAGGCUACUGGAAGGAUCGCAACCAAGCAGAGAAAAACCUCAUCGACGAUCUGAUCGCUCACUUUUCUAAGAACGGUCAAUCUUAUGCUGUGAAAAAGGUUCACCUGAUUGGACCUACCAGCCCUUACCAGAUAAGGGUCAGCCUGAGACGGAACGCCUGCUACAAGUCGGUGAUGGUUGACAAGUACAGCAUCAACUCCCUGGCCUUGAAUCCAAAUCUUCACUACAAACAUCAGAGGAUGUUGGUGGCUGGGACCGUGUCUGUCAGCUCCACGGGUUCACAUUUUCUCCUCAGAGACACCUCCCUCAUGCCCGACAUUCCUGGACUCCCUGCACUCCUCACCAUGCUCUUCACUCCUGUCAUGGAGCUGCGUAUGAAUGAGGAGGGGACCUGCUACACCGGUGCUCUCUGUGGACUGGGCUGGGACGCUCACUCACAGGAGGCCAUGCUGCCGGACCAUGACAUGGAGCUCACGUUUGACGUCAUGUUGGACGUGGAGGACAUCAUAGAGAUAAAUGCCCUGAGAGUGGCCAUCAACCGUCUGAUGUGUGAAGGACCCAGUGGAACUCUGCACCUAGGACCAAACAAGAUCAGCCGUCUGCAGGAGGACUGUCGAGAGCAGCUGAUAAGUCUUUUCAUCAAGUCGUCACCAAGAAAAAACAUCGCUCCAAUUUACUACGAGAAAUGGGGGAAAUGGAACCAGGUUGACCCUUCUGUCAGGAUGGAGAUGGCAGAGCCCAGCAGCAGAAACAUGGGUGGAGCUGUCUACCAGCUGCAUCCAAUCACAUUACUCAACCCUUAAAAAAAAAAUCACUGUUAAGUUUAGUGUUGUUGAUUGAACUGUUGUGAAACCAACAGUUUUGUUACUUGUGAAAUCAUGUAUGUGACCUUUAUUUUAGGAUGAACCAGAACUGAAGCCUGAUCUUUGUUCAUAUUUAAUGUUCAGUUCUUCUUCACACAGAGCUGUCAGCCUGUAAUCAGACUUUCUUUUUGACCAAAACGGUCAAGUGAAAUGUUUCAGUGUGUUUACGUUUCAGUGUUACUGAACCUCUUUGUACUGUUGAAACAACAGUUCUGACCUGUGUUGAUGUUCUUUUCAGAUUAAACGUAACUGUGGUUCUGUGGAGCACAGAU